CUCAGUGGUAAUCUUGAGAACAUUCACUGAAACCAUCUGCUAUCUAGCAACAAGUUUGUCGAUAAUUCUUUCAACUUGCUUCUCGUCUCUUUGUCAGAAAUGGAGGCAGCCACGUCUACCUUCCAACAAUAUGGUCUUGGCCCUCGGGGUCCAAACCCAACAUACAGAGCUCAGCAGGCCCAGGGGCCCCAUCAACCAACUGCAGGGCCUUCAGCAGCUCCACGUCCUGAGGAGCAGCACCACAAACCUUUCUUCUACAUACAGCCCUCGCAGCCAUACAUGCCCAUGCAGAGCAUGCAGUGGCCUGUGCAGGUGCCAAUGCCUGUGUCCUACAACCCGUACUGUGGCUACCCUGGUCUAGGUUAUGGUAUGCCAGUGAUGCCCCACUUUCAGCCAAAUCCCUACAUGGAGCCACCUGGCUUUGUUGUCCCCCAUACCCAUCUCCAUUUGAUGGACUACCGACGCAUACUCAACCCUCAGUAUUACCAGACCAUGGCCUACCACUCCCGCAGGUUCCGCUACCAGCACAACAACCAGACCAGAGAAAUGACCAGCUCUGAGAUGCAAACUGAGCCAAUGUCUGCAACCCAGAAGACCAGCACUCCAGGUCCCAAUGAAGUUGGGGCCUCCAGUAGCCUCCCAGUCCCCAGCAGCGACAGCAGCCCCACUGUCCUCACCAGUCAGCCGCUCUUACCAGCCUUGGCUGUGCAGAACGGGAAUAAUUCUCUGGAGCUUGAGGACACAGUGCCCACUUCCGCCACCAGGAUGCCACCAAAUGGAAGCUUUGUGAUUCAGACAGAGGAGGUGAGGAUUGAGUGCUGCACCACGCCAGUGGGACUGCAACUCCUGCACGCUCAUGAGACUGCAGAAGUAUCCCACAGCUUUUCCCAAGACGUCGUCCAGUGCAGUAGCUCUGUCCUCCAGGGUCGUGUGCUGCAGGAUGAGGGACAGUGCCUUCCUGCAGACCAGUCAGAGCAGGCACUCCAAGCUUGUCCUGACAUCCUGUUAGUUGGGACGCCAAGCAGUGGUGAGAAGAUCCCUGCUCUGGAGGAGUCCAGGAACCAGACGGACCCUGUGACUGCUGCCUCUGAUGACAUUGGUUCCAGAGUGGCAGCUCACAGUGACAUUCAGGAGACGAGCAGUGAGAAGGAUCUGAACACAUCAUCCAAGAAUCUUCAUGUCAAAGUCGUUCGUCUGCCCUUCGACCCCAAGUACCUCGAUGAGCUGUGGAAGAUGGAGUCCACUGUUUGGUCAGUGGAGGAAACUGUGAUUCCCUCCCCUGACUCACUGAUCCAAAAUGGCCACACAGAGUCUCAUGAUGAAACACUGGUUGGUGAAGCUGAAGUGCCCUUAGCAGAUGUACUGACGGUGAGAGAGGAGGCUGCUAUAGAAGAGGUUGUCCCCAUGACUGAGAUGCCUCCUCUGGCAGAGGAUGAACUGGAGGACAUAGUUCCCACUGUGGAAGAGGGUCCUACAGAUGAUAUGGUGUCUGAAAUUGAUAUGUGCACCGUGAUGGAUGUUCCUGUUUCAGAGUAUGCUCCUAUGACUGAGCUGACCCACACAGAAGAGGUGGCUCUUGCACCCAACUUGCCGUUGUUGGAUAAUUCGCCUCUUAAGGCAGAAAAAAACCAACAUAGACAAGAAACAAACGUCCAAGAUCACCAAGACACUUCAUUUGAAUCAUUGCCCGCCUACCUCCCUUCAACCAGCUGGCUUGCUGAUUUUGAUAGUGUGUACUGCAGCAAGAUGCCACCAACUCCCAAGAAGCACAACAGACCUCAGACCAGCCGCGUGUUUGAUGUGCCAACCAGAAGAAGAAAACUAGAUCUAGACUACAAAGAACAACCUACCGUCCGCAAGCCAAAAGAAAGGUACAAACCCAAAGGGAAGGUGGAUCGGAGAAGCCUCUCUGACCAUGAAUGCUGUCUUAACAGAAAUCUCAAUGAGAAUGCAUUCGCCCCCUGUGCAUCCAGGAGGGAGCGACUUUGCUCCAGAUGUCUGGCAAAAAGCAGUAUCUGCACGUCUGUCAGUCCAGGACUCGACGGUCACUCCAUAAAAAGAAAAGCUGUUCCUUUCCAACAGUGGAGUGACUUACCAACAUGUGAAGCCUGUAAAUUUCACUCCAAGAAACAUCUGAUGAGAAAAGGCUCCGGUCCUGAUGUCCGUGGCCCUCAUCACGGACACAACAGUGAGGGGGAAUCUUCUGAGAAUGGCUCAUGUUGCUGGAGGCCGUCUGAUCAUCUGAGGAAGCACAACAAGAGACCACUAGCUUCCAAGCAAAAUGUGGAGAAAUGUCCUGCAGCGAUGUACCCAAAGCUGAGGGAAAGGAACUGUGUGUGCAAUGAGCCGCAGCAUCAGACUGUCGCAUGGGAGAAGCUGCGCCACUGUCCCCAUGGCAACGCCAUCCGAGAGAUCGACGAGAACUGUGCUGCGCCAGUUUCCCUCCAGGACAAAUGGAGGACAAUGGAUCAGAUUUACUUGACACACAGAAGGCAAACAGAGAAGUCACAGAAAGCAGUGAUUCCUAACCCUGACAGUGACGGUGCCAAGAAUGAGGCCAGAUCACCACAUUUUAAAAAACACAAGAAAUCACAACCACAGUCACAAGGUUUGAUUUUGGUAUUUUACUUUACUGUACUGUAAAUUCAGCUUAACAUCAUUUAAAUCAAGAUUUUCACAGAGGAACGGAGCCUUUGAGUGCAGAAAAAUGAGCGUUAAAUAUAUUAAAGGAAUACUUCACCCCUCUAAUGACCAGUGUAUAUCAAUAACUUACCCUGUGUUACUUUUAAUUUAUGAAGAAACAUUUGCUUUUCUCGCGUUCCUUCACGGUCAACGAAGAAUCCAAAAAGGGCAUUAAAGUCAUAGGUGAGAGCAGGUUACAACAGCAAAACAAUGGAAACGUCCAUUUACAAACUCACACAACUAGUGCAGGAUAAUCACAGCCUUAUUCAGUCAUAUGGUCAGUACUCGCCAAACACAGUCCUUUCCACCAGGGAACAUAACAGAAAGUGAAACUUAAUUUAUGUUUGCUUCAAAGCUGGACUCUAUUGACCAAAAAAAAUAAAAAAUUACCUCCCUGAACGUUGAAGUUACUGGUCGACCACUGCCUCGAUCAGUUAGUUUAUGUUUUUGACUUUGUUGGAUCUAACUAACUUUAAAACACCCAAGUCACACAAUAAUGCAAAUAAACUAAUUGAUUAAGUCAGUGGUAGACCAGCAGCUUCUGUAUUCAGCGAGGUAAAAUACUGUUUUUGUCAAUGGAGUCUGGCUUUGAAGAGAGCAGAGAUAAGUUUAAUUUUUUGUUGAGUUUCCUGUCAGAAAGGGCUGUCUGUUUGGGAGGUACUGAGCAUACGACUGGAAAAAUGAAACUUGGAUUAAACUGCAUGAGUUGUGUGAGAGUUUGUAAACAGAUGUUCUCAUAUAAUGUUGCUGUUGUUAAAAGUGGACCCUCAUGACUUGAUUCAUCAUGAAUCUUUCUCUGUUUUUGGAUUCUUCGUUUACCAGAGGCAUGUGAGGGGAAACGUUUUUGUCUCACUUCAACAUAACACUGGGUGAGUAAUUGAUGCACAAAUGGUCAUUUGAUGGGUGAGGUAUUCCUUUAAUGUGUGUACAAAUACAGGCACUAAAUGGCGAGAAGAACAUAGAAAAACAUGAUAAAUUGGUCUCAACAUAAACUGCCACUUUGUGUUCUCGAUCUCAUUUAGUGUCUGUAUUUGUACACAAAUCUUAAAUCUUUUCACCUCUCUACAUACUACUGACGUGUUUGAGAAGACUGUCUUCACUACUUCCUGUAAAUUAAGAUCUACAACCUUUUCACUUUGCAUUUAUUAUAGAUCAUCAUGGCUAUUUAUACACGUACUGACAUAAUUUGCAUGUUCACAGUGCAGUUUUCA
Epinephelus moara (kelp grouper) is the source of this 3893-nucleotide messenger RNA. RefSeq names its product bucky ball 2-like (gene buc2l). The record is from RefSeq and is a predicted model, not a curated record. Bases 100 to 2643 code for a protein of 847 amino acids. Lineage: Eukaryota; Metazoa; Chordata; Actinopteri; Perciformes; Serranidae. The transcript is spliced from 3 exons.